AUGGAUCCCAGCAAGCCCUCCGGUGGCGACUAUGCCUCGCCUACCAGCAACCCGCGCGGCCGCCACCCCGAAUCCUACCUCUCGCCAUCUACAUCACGCCGCCCAUCCUACAUGACUGUUGGCACCGGCUCCGUCUCAGAGAGUGCCAGCCGCCUUGCCGCCAUGCUCGACGAUGACUCCGGCUAUGGUGGCAGCAUUGCCGACGGCAGCAGCGCGCGUUCCGGAUGGCAUCCUGGCAUCACUGAAGACCGUCCAACCCCUAGUCACACGCCCUUAUUGCCCGGCGAAUCCAAUCCCGCAUCCGAGCACGAGCGGCGCACUCUUGCCAGCCAUAUCCACCAGCUGUACUACAACCAAAAUAGGACUGCCCUGGCUCGCUCCAUUGGUCGGACCGUGGAGACGUUGAAGAAGCUCCAGUCGCUGAACAUGCAAUGGCCAGCGCACUACCCACAGGUCCAGCGCUCAGAUGCCCCUGCGCCGACUAAUGGCCAUUCGGAACCGCGUCCAGGAGUCCACCACACUCAAUCGACCUGGGACAAUCACCGUGGCGUGGAGCAGGACGUGCCGCAUCGGCCUACGCCUCCCAAGCGCGCUGGCACGUCGCUUGGGGAAAGCUCGACGGUCGCCGAAGCAAGCUCGGCGGCGUCACAGAAACCUGCACAGGAGCCACGUUUGGUCACGCCACAGCUGGCCCAGGACUUUUCCGUCCUGAAAAUCGACCUCAAAAUGGGUGCUCUGUCGCAAACAGAACUGGUUCAUUCAUUGGAGAAGGGUGCUAUUGCCCAGUUGCUUGACGGUCAGAUAACCAAGAGCAUCCGUCACCUAUUCUCUCUGCGAGAGCGCAUUGAGGAUACAUCUAGUAAGGUUUUGGUCACUGGUGAUCUCAACGCGGGAAAAUCGACAUUCUGCAAUGCUUUACUGCGCAGGAAAAUUUUGCCCGAGGAUCAGCAGCCAUGUACAAGCAUUUUCUGCGAGGUCUUGGACUCGAGGGAAAACGGCGGCAUUGAAGAGGUGCACGCCAUUCCGCUCGGGUCAGUCUACAACCGCGACAACGAGGCAACCUAUGACGUCUACACUAUCCCGCAGCUCGAAGAUGUUGUUCUGGAGAACGACCGUUACGCCUCGUGCAAGAUCUACAUCAAGGAUAUCCGCGCUGUCGACGAGUCGCUCCUAAACAACGGUGUGGUGGAUAUUGCGCUUAUCGAUGCCCCUGGAUUGAAUGCCGACUCCUUGAAGACGACUGCAGUCUUCGCCCGUCAAGAGGAGAUUGAUGUGGUGAUCUUUGUCGUGUCUGCGGCCAAUCACUUCACGCUGUCUGCGAAGGAGUUCAUUUUCAACGCGGCGAGGGAAAAGGCGUACAUGUUCAUGGUUGUGAACGGCUUCGACAAUAUCCGGGACAAGAAGCGUUGCCAGGAUCAGAUCCUGAAGCAGGUUGCCAAGAUGAGCCCUGCUACGUUCAAGGAGUCUUCUGAGCUUGUGCAUUUCGUUACCAGCCGAGCGAUUCCAGUCGCUCCUCUAGAGAUGACUGUUGGUGGGAGUGGUGGAUCUGGCUCUGGUUCUGGUGACGGAGGCCCUGGUGGAGAUCCUGAUGAUGAUGACAAGAACGACCCUAAUUCGUCAACCGGCAAGGGCAAGGGAAAAGAGAAGGAGAAGAUUCAAGACUUUGAAGAAUUGGAGGCCGCGCUGAGGCGCUUCGUGCUAGAGAAAAGAGCGCGCUCAAAGCUGGCGCCGGCGAAGACAUACCUCAUGAACCUUCUCGGAGAUCUUAACAACCUCGCAACGAUCAACCGUGACGUCGCCCAAGCCGAGCUGGACCGUGUUACCAACGAACUAAAGGAGCUGGAGCCAGCGUACGAGCAGUCCAAGAAAUCCCGAACCGAAGCUAGUGAAGAUGCCGACCACACCAUCGAAGACACCGCCGCGGAUGUCUAUGAAUACACAAGAGAUACGGUGACAACAACGAUUGCACGCGUCGCCGAACACGACCUUGGGCUUGUGUAUCCUGGCUUGUUUAGUGCAUUCGAGUAUGCAGAGGAGAUCAAGGCUGCCAUGAUUCAGGAGAUUUCCGAGAGCGUCUUCAGCUGCGAAGACUACGCCAGAGAGCAGACGAUGACCGGCUUCCGGAGGAUAUCCAGUUUGGGCAUAUUGCACCUCGGUGAUGACUGGUCGCAUCUCACAUUCCACCCUGAAAAGAUGUUCCGCAAGAGGCGGGACGCUCUUGCGAGGCAAGUUGACUUUGAUGUUGAAAUUUGGGACUUCUUUGACGUGGCGAAUCUUUGGGAGCGUCAGGAGAAGUUUGCUGGAACGAGUAUGGCCGUAACCGUUGCUGGCGUCGUUGGCAGCAGAGUUGUUGGCGGUAUGAGCUGGGUUGAUGGCGCAAUGGGUGCGAUGAGAAUUAUGGGUUCAAACGGCCUUCGCAAGAUGAUUGUCCCCGGUCUCAUCCUAGCUGUGGGACUUGGCGUUUCGUACGCCUUGCAAUCUAUUCCGAAGUCCCUCCCACGUCGUCUCAGCACCAAGCUUUCGGCACAACUUGACUUGCUUGACUACACGCACGCGAAUGCUUCUCGUGUCAGCUCAGAGGUGCGCAAAGCACUCAAGCUUCCGACAGAUGAGCUUCGCGUCGGCCUUCAGCGCAGUGUCGAAGAGUUGCAGGUCAAGAGAGAGAAGACGACCAAAUUCAAAGAGGAGUCUGAAGUUGCUCGCAAGUACUUCGGUAACCUUGUCCGUGAGAGCCACGACAUCAAGCACAGCGUCGAACGUGUCGACCUCGAAGGUCCCGCUCCUGGCGUUGCUGCUGCGUAUGGGGCGUGA
This is a messenger RNA of Diplodia corticola, 2811 nucleotides long. RefSeq names its product transmembrane gtpase fzo1. NCBI's taxonomy places the organism in Eukaryota, Fungi, Ascomycota, Dothideomycetes, Botryosphaeriales, Botryosphaeriaceae. The record is from RefSeq and is a predicted model, not a curated record. The coding region runs from base 1 to 2811 and encodes 936 amino acids. Gene Ontology annotation, biological process: mitochondrial fusion. Gene Ontology annotation, molecular function: GTP binding; GTPase activity. The transcript has 2 exons. Gene Ontology annotation, cellular component: mitochondrial outer membrane.